Molecule: messenger RNA, 1923 nt
Organism: Phycomyces blakesleeanus NRRL 1555(-)
Lineage: Eukaryota; Fungi; Mucoromycota; Mucoromycetes; Mucorales; Phycomycetaceae
Exons: 5
Biological process (GO): septin ring organization; establishment of cell polarity; intracellular signal transduction
Cellular component (GO): division septum; cytoplasm; mating projection tip
Molecular function (GO): guanyl-nucleotide exchange factor activity; protein binding
Source: RefSeq, a predicted model, not a curated record
UCCCUUUACCAUACAUGCUGUUCAGUUCUCAAUAGACUUUCUGCAGUCGAAGGAAUGAUGUCUUAUCUCGAGAUGGAUACUACGGCACUUAACAUAGUCUCAUCAGAGCCCUCGACACCUACACUCACCAAUGGAGAUCCACUUUCUAAAUUGUGGGCCAUGGCCCGUCUCGGAUCACCUCUUUGCACCAUCUUCAAUGUCCUCUCACCAGAAACACCACUCCAUAUAGACGCUGAUCCAACUCACAGCACACUAAACACAUGCAAAAAGAGUAUAUAUCAUUUUCUCGUGGGUUGCCGAAAUCAGCUAGCUUUUACUGAAGAAGACGUCUUUACCAUCUCCGAUCUUUACCAAGACGACACCAAUGGAUUUGUAAAGGUUGUCAAUACUAUCAGCAAACUUCUUCUUCUCUUGGAAGAGCGGGGUAUCAUCUCUGCCCAUUCCUCUCAUCGAAACUCGGAUCCUAAUGCUCCUAAGGAUACACGUGACAAAGUUAUCCUAGAACUCAUAGAAACGGAGCGCAAAUAUGUCCAGGACAUGGAAUUACUACAGAAUUACAUGCGUGAAUUACAAUCCCAAAAUAUCGUUUCGUCCGAUUGUGUUCAUUAUCUCUUUGGCAAUCUUAAUUCACUCGUCGAUUUUCAACGUCGCUUCCUAUUCCAAUUAGAGGAGAUCGUCGAGAAAUCACCCGAAGAACAACGUGUAGGAUACUUGUUUACUCAGAUGGAAGAUGCAUUCGCAGUAUACGAACCCUACUGCGCAAACUAUUUCUCUGCCCAAUACUUGGUAGUCCAAGAAGCGCCAAAACUUCAAAAACUAGCCGACAUCUUGAACCCAAUUUAUGAACUACCAUCGAUUCUCAUCAAACCCAUACAGCGUAUCUGCAAAUAUCCCCUUCUCUUGGGACAGCUACUCAAAAGCACCAGCAAAGAUUGGGCAUAUUACCAAGAGACCGAACAAGCUCUUGAGGCUAUCCGAAGAGUUGCUGACAAAGUUAACGAGACCCAGCGUCAACAUGAAAACGUUCAAGCAGUCGAAGAACUCAAACGGAGAGUAUGCGAUUUAGAGGAUCUGGCUAUAGAAACCUAUGGACACUUGCUUCUUCAAGACAAGAUGAUCGUGUCAAUCAAUGAAAGCGACCGAGAGCUCCACUGUUUCUUGUUUGAAAAGACCCUCCUGAUGUGCAAAUACAUCAAGGAAUCCAAAAACAUCCUCACAAAGGGAACCACUCUCUCCAUCAAAAAGAAGAGACGCGGAAGUCUGCAAUCAAAGUGCACAAUCUAUGCCAGUCGUAUCCUGGGCGUCCACAAUAAGUCAACUCCGGGCUUGUGGUCACUUUUGGUGGAGUACAAAGAACGAGAGGUUGAGCAAUUCUCGCUUCGGUUCCGCAACGAAGAGCAGCUGAAGAAAUGGGAGGCUACAUUCUUAAAGAUCAAGGUCACCCAUAAGGCAAAUGUCCCCAAUACCCAUCUUCUCAAUACAGCACACUCACCUAUUGGUAGUGGUGGCAAUCAGCAGCAAUGGGAUGAUUUACCUCAGCUUCCUAUCAGCUCACGUACACCCUAUCACAAUCUACACAUCGUUCGUCCCACAACCUCCACGCCCCGUCUCGGAGAAUCCCAUGCACAACAGCACUCUCCUAUUGAUCGCACCAUGCCUAGUUCCCCUGGAUCUGUGAAGGUCAAAUUGAGUUACCAUGAUGGAAUCUAUGUGAUCGUUGUCCCUCAAGAAGCCUCUUUCUUGGAGUUGAUGGAGAGAGUUGAGCGUAAGAUCCGGCUGGUUGCGAAUCUCAAGCCAAAAGAAAUGCUGAGACUCAAGUAUCAAGAUGAGGACGGUGAUCAUAUUACUAUCAAUUCUGAUGAAGAUGUUCAGAUGGCAUUCGAGAGUCGCGGUAUUCACAACACUGUCAAUCUUUUUGUCAGC